Temnothorax curvispinosus is the source of this 6268-nucleotide messenger RNA. RefSeq lists its product as uncharacterized. The record is from RefSeq and is a predicted model, not a curated record. NCBI's taxonomy places the organism in Eukaryota, Metazoa, Arthropoda, Insecta, Hymenoptera, Formicidae. The coding region runs from base 450 to 3992 and encodes 1180 amino acids. The transcript is spliced from 11 exons.
AGUGACUGAUCUUUCGAUAUUGUUUUAUCAAGAGGUUCCGUAUAAAUAACCGAUUGUUCAGCAAAAUUUUACUGUCGUCAACGAACUCUCGAGAUUCCUACAUCUGUUCCACCGGCUUGUUGCCCCUCUUGCUCUUCGCCGUGGAACUGCCGUCCCUUACGUGACGCUUCAAGAAACAUUGCAGCCUCGUUUAAGCGUUGCAUCGAUUAACGAGGCUUGGGAAGGCAGGGAAAGCGACUUUGGGGCACACCUUUCGAAAAUGCGCCAUCUCGGAGUCGCAAAAGGUUGUUCCCAAGGAAUAACGAGAAACGAGGACCGUCCUGUCGCACAACGGAGCCGUGCAUUGUGCGCAGAUCUCCGGGUAUGCGGAAGACAGAGCGCAGCCGCCAGACGACAGUGAUUGAGAGAAUCCGGUCGACUUGCAGAGAAACCGAUUUGCAGAUGUUAAAAUGUCUCAACCAGAAUUGAUUGGCGAUCUGGACGUGCCUGAAAAUCCACAGCAUCCCUGUCAGUGUUCCACAAUCAACAAUAUGGACCCCAGGAGGGACAGAAUGGAAAGGAAUAUGAAUAGCACCAGGAUCUCCAACAAUCAAGAUCUCCCACGAAAUCUGGAGACCUUACAGAAUGUUUUCGAGCCGGUACGAAUAUUGGAGAGUCCCCAUCAAGAUAAAUCGCAGAUCAGUCUCGACAAUACUAGGAACCUCGAUCUCCUGGAACAUCAAGCGAACAUAUCGUCUAAUUCUAGAUCCCUGAAUCAGAGCUCGUUGUUGUCUCUUCACGGGCAUAAUCUUUCGUGUAGUCCGCGUAACUUGGACCUGUCUCGCAAUCUGGCUUUCGAGGCGGCUCGAAGAGUCCAGGAAACUUCGACUCUGCAAGACAACCAGCACAGUUUGACCUCGAGUCCUAGUCCCUUGCUGGAGACAGGGCCGAAUUUACUCGAGACGACCGGCAAAGAAUUAGAUAAGCAGUUGGAAGAUCACGCCGGCUUGUCGCUGCAGAAGCAGAGCUCCAGCAAGGAGAAGCUGAAGAAUGUGCAGCAGGUGUUGAAUCCUUACCAGCAUCAUCACGAGGCGGUAGAGCGUGGGGUACAUGGACAUUUUCAUGGCGACAUACACGGCCACAUUUACAAGCACGCCGACAAUUUUAGGAACAACACGAAUUUGGACGAAGGCUUGAUGGGCUUUCAGCAACAUCAGCGACAGCACACGCAUCAUCAUCAUAGUAACGCAAAGACAAACGUUACUCACCAUCACGGAUCCGGGACACAUCACACACACGUGCAAGGAAUGAACGGACAUCAUCAUGGAAAUCUGGCAACUAGUCUCACCAGCCAUGUCCAUGGAAAUUCUGGUCCUCUAAACGGAUCUGAGUUGGUUGUUGUCGCAGGUUCCAAUUCCAUGAAUCAAACUAGUUGUGCCACCUCUAUCGGACACCAUCAUCCAACGGCGGUGCCUAUCGCGACAACGAUAAACCACCUAAACUCCCCCCACAGUCAUCAUCGACUCAACGCCGGCUCCAGUUUGGCUCACCAUUCGAGUCCUGCCUUUUCCAACGAUCAUCACGGGGCUUCGGGUGCUCUGAGCGGCGCGUCGUCGAACUCGAGCAUGAUGAACCACGGUGGAUCGCCCACGGUGCAUCGGCACGUGGUCAACGUCAACAGCAGCCUAUCGACGACACCCUUGGGUGGCCACCAUCACGGCAGCUCGUCGGGUAGUUUAACCGGUCAUUCCAGCGUGAACCAUCAUCACGUCAGCUCCGGUAUAUCGUGCGAAUCGUCGUCGUCGAACGCUAAUACUAGGACGCACAGCAGACUGGAUCACGUCCACGAUCAUCAUCAUCACCUACAAUCGGUGCACCCGUUGCACACGAGUCAUCCCGACCCCAGGCCGAGAGAUCGGGCGCCGUCGAGCUUGGAUCAUCACGGACAUCUGCACGGUCAUGUGCACAAUCACGGCCACCCGCACGGGCAAAGCGACACUAAAAACCCGUCUCUUAUGGGCAUCGACGCCAUUCAGGUUUCGGCUCCAACGAAGAACAAGUGUCAGUGUCACGUAAUGCAUUCCGGAGGAAACAACGGAGGAACCGAGGGCGAGAGUGACGGGGGCGUCGAAAUGGUAUCAAGAACGCAUCAACCUCCUGCACUUCCGCCACGUCCUCCACCGAGACCAACGAGACGUUAUGAAACGACUACUGCCAAUCAAUGUCACACCGGCGAAGGUGGCUGCUGCAAGAAGUACGUUGUCCUUUGCUAUCUCUGCGGCGGAUUGAGUGCGGCAGUCGGCAGCCUUUUUUUGGCGGUGCACGCGAUCCUUUCGGCCCACACGGACAGUCUAGCGCUCUUCGAGACAGUGCCGUCUUACAUUCCCGGCAUUAUGCUGAUCAUGAUGGGUUUCUUCACAAUGCUGCUAGCUAGACGAAAGCACAGAUACGGACUUCUGAUGAAAGUCUGCGGUUCCGUGGGAGUGGUGUGCGCGCUGGUAUGCGUGCUCGUCACCGUCACGACUACGGUUAUUCACAUGUCGCGAUUGCAGAACCUUCGCGAGUGCGUUUACACUGCGCGCGCGAGAUCGUGCACGUGUUACGGCGCACCGCAGUCGAAGGGGGAUCCCGGUGUGCUGUUCGAGGGAACGCCUCACUGCGAGGCGGUGCACGGCGCGUUGUCGGACUGCCUGAGGGCCCUCUUCGGCGUCUCGGUCGCCGGUAUACUGGCCUGCAUAUUCUCGUGCAUGCUGGUGUACCAAUUGUUGAGCCACGAAAAGAAGAAAAUGUACUGGGAACAGUUGGAGCUGAGAUGCAGAUCGUUGUACGGCCAGGGCGGCACCGUGGGACCGCCGGCCGGGUCCUGCGGAUGCUGCAACGAUUGCGGGGGUGCGAACCCGUGGUGGGCCCAGACACCCGGGAAUUUGUACACACCGAAUCCUGAUAUGGCGCCAUCCAGAAGAUGGCGAUUACCUUGGUCGAGAUCAAGAGGUCCAGCACCGAGCCCAGAUUCGAAUUAUGGUUUUCACACGCAAGCACGACCAACGGAAACCAAUGUGGAGAGCGGAACUGGUCCCUAUAGUGUCUUUAACUCGCAGUCGAGUGGCCCUUACUCUGUUUUAAAUGCUCCGAAUGUUCCAUACACUGCGAGCACCGCGUCCUACAGCGUUUUGGAAACUCCAGUGCCAUUGUGGGGGCCGCCACCUCCAUACAGCGAUCCUAACAGUCCCGCCAGACGACCGCAAAUGACCGAAUCGAGAGCCAGAAUUGCUAAGAGAAUGGAUAACUUCGAAAAUAACGAAGAUCAUAGAUCGAGGUCCGCAAAGCGUCCUUCCGAUAAUUAUGAGAAUGCCGAGGAGAUCUCUAAUAGCACGGAUCCUGAGGGCGGGAACGAGGGAACCAUCAAAGGUAGGAGAGUCAGAAAACCCUUGAAGGGCGUGGAAAAUGGAGCAUUUCAGCAAGAAACGAAUCCCGGCUCAAAACAGUCCGAGAGCGAACUAUAUUUCGGUGACGUGUCCUCGUGCUGCGGACCCGAGAGUAGUUUUUACGAUCUAGCUGUGGAAAAAGAAGGUGCUGAACGUUCGGAAGGUGUAGACUAUUUGGCGAGCAGGCUGGGCAAGCGUCAACUAUCGAAGAGGUCUCGAUUGCCUCUUCCUUUGCCCGCGGACAAUGGCGACAUUCCUUGUGACAAUUAUGCGAACAGCGACGAACCGAGAAGCGCGAGAGGUCCAUUCCUCGCUCCCGACGCGCAAUACGAGGUGAUUCAACAAGGACGUUACUCCUAUUACGGGACGAAGGAUGACGAGGAGCUGCAGGAGGGUCCGGCGAGUUCCAAUUACUUCCGGGAGGACGAGAACGAGAGGGGGCGUGAAAGGGAUUAUAGGGAUUACAGAAACAGCCAGGAGGAGGAAACGCCACAGUGCUGUUUGAGCGAUUCAACGACUCUGGAUUCGGGUUGGCAAAGCGGAGAACAACAACAGUCGGACGAUAAUGUUCGACCGGUGAACGUGUGAUCUUAGACCUGUAAGAUUAUUAGCAAAAACGACAAAGGUGACGAGCGACCAUCGAUUUCCUGCGGGGAAGUGUUAUACGAAAACAAUUAAAUCGAAAUAACGAAGGAAGUGCGCGACAAUAGCUUCUGAUCUGUGAAUAAUUUAAAUCGAUCGUAGGUCUUGUUCUUAAGUAAACAAAGCUAGUGACUGAAAUUGCUGAGAUCUAAUCCUUUGAACUUAAUUGACGGAAUAGAGAACGUGGUUAUAAUGUUCGAGCUUGGCAGAUAAGGUCCUAGUCGGAUGAGUAGGUUCGCUUUUAAAAAGCGUGGCUAAACUUAAUUAAACUUAAUGCACUAAGUUUAAAUACGCAAUGUGAACUCUGGAAUAGCAUGUGUGUCAGUUUAUAGUAUCGAUUUUUCUCCCGAAAUAAGUACAUUUUUAAAUUAUUAAAAAAGUUAAUUUAAGGACCACAUUUCGCACUUUUUAAAUAAAUUAAGCAGUCACGAAUUUAACGCACGACAAAUAUCGUUUCUAUAAAUAGCAGUUAUUUAAUAGUUAUUAAUUUUAUCUUUGGUAUAUUAAACGAAUUACAUACUACAUUCUUAUUCCUUUGUAUUAAAAUAAAUAUUUUUAUUUUGAUGUUAUUUACAUGAUUGAUGAUGAAUUGUAUCGAUGCCAUAAACAGCACACAAUAAUAAACAGACUUUAGUAAUAAUUUGUAGUAAUAAAAACUAUAAUAACAUGAAACACAAGUGCUAAUCUCGAUUUCGACGAGAAUGAACUGUCAUUAAUUCCUCUUAAGAAGCUUGCCAGUUCAAUAUAAUCUAUAUAUGUGUAAAUUGUUUUUAAUUAAAGAGAAUAGCCGCGAUACACAAGUAGAAUACGAUCAAGUGAUAAUUUACUAUGUUAAUCUUUAAUAUAGAAUCAAGUGAUGCAAACAAUUAAAACUUGUGCGUAAAAACUCGUUGUGUUCAGCAUCAGAUGUGCAUCAACGAUCGUAAUGGAUGGAGUGAAGUUAAAGCAACAUCGUUCAUAUUAAAACAUGAUCAACUGUUAAUCACGUAAGACAAAAUAUUUGCGGCAAAUUCUGUGUAUUUUUGCUAAUUGCAAUGUUGCUCGUAUUGCUUGUAGUAAUGAACAAUAUAUAGUGUGUAUUAAGUAUAAUCGAGAAAUUAAUUGUGUGGAAGAGAACGAAAAAGAAAGAAUAUUAGUUUCAUAUAGUUGUGUGGAUUGUUUGUUGAAAAUAUAUCGCCACAAACGGAUGUAUGAUUACUUUACUAAAAAAUGUUCGUUUUAUUAGUUAUUCAUUUAUUAUUUCAUAUUAUUUAUUGCAUUUUUCUUGGGAGUAAUGUGCUAGCAAUAUUUUUACCUGAUUUUUUUUUGAAACUUUACGUCCAUUGUAUGAAUUAAAAUUGUCGAUCCACAAUUGUUCUUUGUUGGAUACGCGAUAGAUACCAUGUACAAAAGUGUGCUUUACUCUUGCCAAUUAGGUGUUAGCUGUAAUUCUUAAAUAGUCGCUGACUAUCUUCGAGAUAGUCAACGAUCAAAUGAUAUGUUCGUAACCAUAAGAAAUAUAUUCAUAAUGACAGUUUAAUUAUUUGCGAUUAAUAAAUCGUCUCAUUGUCAUUCAUAAUUCUGAUUUAUUUCUUAUUGUUAGUAUCUUAUAUCCGCGACUGAAACGUUUCAUUCGAUGCUUUCCCCUCAGUUGAGAAUUUUGUACAAAUCUUUCGUUUGAUGUUUGUAUAUUAUUGUUAUCAAUGCUUAUUAAAUCACUAUUGAAUCACUUCUUUAAAUAUUGCGUUAUUACGGUCGCAAACACUCGUUUUCAGAAUCACAAUUCUGUGGACCAAGGACAAUAUAGAGAGAGAUCAAUCAAACUAAUUAGCGAUUAGAUUAAUACUCGUCGGUUGUCUAUUUUCGCCGCUCGAGAUGCAAACGUGAAUAAAAUGCAUAUUUUAUCAUUCAGAAGCGGCAUAGUCAGAUUGUAGUGCAGUAGCUUAAUGCCAUUUAAGUGAAUGAAGUGUACCUUAAGGGCGAGCCGCGAGUCGUAGUAAGUCCGCCAUCGAACAAUGUACUUGACAAUGAUUAAGAAUAAAGGAUGAUUUUGCGAAGCAAGGCUGCGCGCAAUACGACGGAUGUGAUCCUCUCCUUAAACCGCGGCUUGUUCUUCAUAUUUUGUCACACAAAUUAUUCGGUAUGUGAUAAAUGUGAUAAGCCGAGGCGGAAAUCCCAUGUAGUAUAGCUAAACGUAUAUGUGUAAAUCAUAUGAUAGAAAUAAUAAUAUUUAUCUCAGAGUA